AUGCCCGGUCUUAAAAAUUCGCAAGCAGAUAUCACUGCUAUCUCGGAACACCAUCGAAUCGCAACUACUACGUCUUCCGCCGAGCUUAGGAUUGAGAUUUAUCACUACACAUUAGGCGAAACUACCUUCUACGAUGUGAGGUAUUCUGAUCCAAUCCUGGCUGCCAACCUUAAGGCUUAUCCCGUUUUCCUCACCACCUGCAGCCAAAUACACACAGAAGCCCGCCUAAUACCGUUCGAUCAUUAUGAGUUCUACACUCCAGUGGUAGAUCUCAUGGUGUUCUGUCUUCGGUUUACCCUUAUUCAGCGUGAGGCUAUCCGCUUCUUAUGUCUAAGUGUCCCUGAAGGGAUGCUUGAGUUUAGUGCGUCACUGUGGGAAGAGCGGGGCUACAAUUUCCUGACCGUCUUGUUCCCUAAUCUACGAAAGGUCGUGCUGGAUGACGAGCACUUGCAUGGCGAUUACGAGGACUGUGUCUAUUAUUUCAAGGAUGCUUUGGAGAUGGAGCGCAAAGAGUGGGAGGCGUUCGUACGCUGGGUACGCAAAGAUAGGAAGGAGACUAUGGAAGUGGAGAUUCGAUUACUGAUCGAGUCCUGA
Molecule: messenger RNA, 594 nt
Organism: Pyrenophora tritici-repentis Pt-1C-BFP
Lineage: Eukaryota; Fungi; Ascomycota; Dothideomycetes; Pleosporales; Pleosporaceae
Source: RefSeq, a predicted model, not a curated record